AUGGCCUCGCUGCUGCUGCCGCCGGGCCUCUACCCCUGGCCCGAGGCCCCGGCCCCCCCGCUGACCCCGCUGACCCCGGGGGGCGGGCUGGGCUCGCCGUCGGGGCCCCGGAGCCCCCCCGACAGCCGCAUCCGCCGGCCCAUGAACGCCUUCAUGGUGUGGGCCAAGGACGAGCGCAAGCGGCUGGCCCUGCAGAACCCAGACCUGCACAACGCCGAGCUCAGCAAGAUGCUGGGUCGCUCCUGGAAGGCCCUGAGCCCCGCGCAGAAGCGUCCGCACGUGGAGGAGGCCGAGCGGCUGAGGGUCCAGCACUUGCGUGACCACCCGCACUACAAGUACCGGCCGCGCCGCAAGAAGCCCACCAGGCGCUUCUGCAGGCGCGGGGACGCCCCCCGGCCCCCCGGGGGGCCGCCCCCCCAGGCCCCAGCCGUUGAGGCCUACCCUCACGGGCUCCCCACGCCCCCCGAGGGGUCGCCCCUGGACGGCCCGGACGCCAACCGGACCUUCUUCUCGCCCGGACCUUCGGAGCCGGUGCCGGCCCCCGCGGCCUUCUUCUCCCCCGGCCCGUUCCCGGGCCUGUCGCCGCUGUCCCCGCCGCCCGAGCCCGCGGGCCUCGAGGCCCUGGACCGCCUGAGCCCCGACGACCUGCUGGCCGACGUGGACCGCGACGAGUUCGACCAGUACCUCCGCGCCCCCGGCCCCCCGGCCGGGGUCAGCCUCAUCUCCGCCCUGGCCGACGCCACCGCCGCCUACUACAGCAGCUACAGCGUCUCGUAGGACGCCCCCCACGCCCCAGAAAGUCGCGCACACACACACACACACACACACACGCAGAGGCGGUCAAAAGCAGUCUCCCUCAGUCACUCACCCAUUGCAGUCGUAUUUAUGGAGCGCUUACUGUGUGCAGAGCACUGGACUGAGCGCUCGGGAAGGGGCAACGGAGCGGGACAGUCCCGGGCCCAGACUGGGGAAGGGCACCUGGCUUUCUCCAUCUCCCUCCAGUGGCUCGUGGGGUCUCUGGGCUAGUGGAGGCGGCGGGGCUCCCUUGGGCCCUGCCCGGCGAGCCCCCUCACACCCACCGCCCAGGCCGGGCCUCGGCUGGGGAGAAGAACCCGCUGGACGAGGCCUCUCGGUCCCGCGAGUUCGCAAUUCGGGGAGAAGGAUAACGAUGGCAUUCGGUAAGCGCUUACUAGGUGCCAAGCACUGUUCUAAGCGCUGGGACAG
Molecule: messenger RNA, 1224 nt
Organism: Tachyglossus aculeatus (Australian echidna)
Lineage: Eukaryota; Metazoa; Chordata; Mammalia; Monotremata; Tachyglossidae
Gene: SOX7
Product: SRY-box transcription factor 7
Exons: 2
Coding region: 1-777 (258 amino acids)
Biological process (GO): anatomical structure morphogenesis; cell differentiation; regulation of DNA-templated transcription
Molecular function (GO): RNA polymerase II cis-regulatory region sequence-specific DNA binding; DNA-binding transcription factor activity, RNA polymerase II-specific
Source: RefSeq, a predicted model, not a curated record